AUGGAACAGGUGUCGUCUAUUCUAGGUAACAUAUUGUCAGUUGAGGAGGGGACAACGCAACCACAUUCACAAUCCAAAACACUGCUGAAUCGUAGCUCCAUAGAUGAAUCAUCAGAAACAUUAUCGAAAAAACCACAGCGAAGAUCCAAAGAUUUUGAUUUUUCUUCAUUUUGGAAAACAAGUGAUAAAGAACAACAUGACAUAAAUACAGCAAACAGCGAAGGUGGCGGGGAAGGUGAUUCUCGAAUUGUUGGAGAUAAAACAUCAAAGAAAGUGCCUUCUAAUUUGUUAGAUCCAGAAAGCAAUGCCACUACUACACCGUUACCAGCACCGAGCUCGUCGUCAUCGGCACAAUACAUGGCAGAUAAGUUGAUGGAGAAAGUGAUUUCAAUGAUGAUUUCCAACGAAGUAGUUGAUGAGCAAACAAGUAAAAUUCUUCAAGAUCGAAUACAGAUGCAGAAACAACGCCCACCAUUGAGUAUUGCAUUAAUGCAGAAUAACAGCAAUGAGUUACAUCGACGCAAUUCCGACAUGUAUAUUUUCAUAGAUCAUGUGGAAAAGUUUUUCAGUUGGCAGGAUCCUUUUUAUACGGUGGGAUGGUUGUUAAUAAUCACUCAUUUGAUUUUGAAUCCAUACUUGUUUAGUGUUUUGCCGUUAAUUCAGUUAAUCACUUCUACAAUGGUGCCACAUUAUUUAAUGAUUUAUCCACCAGAUGGUGUUACCAAUCAAGAGUAUUUGGAGGUAAACCCAAAACCUUCAGACAAACCAUUGAAUCUAUACAAGGUACCAAAACCUGUCCCUUUAUUUUCUCGUGAAUUUUUCAUGAAUUUUACGGACACACAAAAUUUUAUGACCUUGAAUAUCAAAUUGUUUGAUUUUACAGUAUGGUUAACGUCUGAUUACUUAUAUUUUAAGAAUGAACAAAUCACAUCGGGAAUAUAUAUUAUUUGUGUGGCUUUAAUAUUUGGGAAUUUGUAUUUGAUGCCAUAUAUUGUUCCAUUCCUAUUGAACCAUUUUAUAAUUGUACAACUAAGUUUUAUUUUCAAUAUCUGGGCAAUCACAGCAAUUUUGCAUCCAUAUCCACGAGGAUUAUUAUUAGAAUGGAUUUAUAAGGAGGAUACAAGAUUGAACUUUCAGCAUUUUGUUAAUAAAAUAGAAGAUAAGUUGACAAAGUUUAUAGUGAAAACCCCUACAUUGGAACAAUCUAUAACAAACACAAAUUUACAGCAUGCAACUAAAGAUAUUGGAUCAAGUGGCGAUGAAACUUUGGAAGAUAAUGAUACAAAAUAUGUUGAGAUAUAUGAAUUACAAAAGUUAAAUACUAAGAACAAAAUAUGGGAAGCUGUUGGGUUUACACCUAAUUUCUAUACCACUAACGAUGUGACUCGAAGAUAUAACUCUGUAAUGCAGGAAUUAGAACAGAAUGACAAAUCGCAUUCACAUUCUAAUGAGGAUCAUCACCAAGAACUCCACAAAUUACCUUUGCAUAAACGAGAUACACUUUCUGAGAUUAGUCCGCCACAAAAUUACAAGUUUAUCCCAUCAGAAAAAUGGAAAAUUGAUUAUGAUAUUAGUACUUGGGUUGAAAACAAUUUGAUUCAAGACCUUGUUAUUGUUGAUGAUGACGAAAAAUGGGCAUAUGACGUGAUCACCGAAGUUAAUCAAGACCAUGACGAAAUGAAUGGGAAACAACUUGAUAAGGCAAUCAAUGAAAUGACUAUGGAUGAAAUUGAAAAAUUGACCGAUUUAACAAAAAGUACAGAGUUUUUUAGGAGAAGAAGAUGGAUUCGAAAAGUGACAAGAAUGAAUUAUAAGGAUUUUAAAGAGGCAUCAGUACCAUUAAGUUCCAUUAGUGCCUGGGUUUAA
Candida dubliniensis CD36 is the source of this 1866-nucleotide messenger RNA. RefSeq lists its product as uncharacterized. The record is from RefSeq and is a predicted model, not a curated record. Gene Ontology annotation, biological process: peroxisome organization. The coding region runs from base 1 to 1866 and encodes 621 amino acids. Gene Ontology annotation, cellular component: peroxisomal membrane. The transcript has a single exon. Lineage: Eukaryota; Fungi; Ascomycota; Pichiomycetes; Serinales; Debaryomycetaceae.